This is a messenger RNA of Cryptosporidium ubiquitum, 1947 nucleotides long. RefSeq lists its product as uncharacterized. The transcript has a single exon. The record is from RefSeq and is a predicted model, not a curated record. The coding region runs from base 1 to 1947 and encodes 648 amino acids. NCBI's taxonomy places the organism in Eukaryota, Apicomplexa, Conoidasida, Eucoccidiorida, Cryptosporidiidae.
AUGAAUUUAAUGGAAUUAGCCUUAAAACAUGAGAUUAAAGGAACUCCAAAAGGUCCUUAUUUAUACCCAUUUGGUAUUAGAGGUAAAAAACCAUUUUCUUUAUUAACAGAUGAUGAGUCUUCAGACUAUUCUGAAAAUUCUUCAGAUAAAGAAGAAGAUUUGGGAAUGGGAGCAAAAGUGAAAUGCAUAUAUGACAAUGAAUUAUAUAAGAAAUAUGAUUCAGAAGUGGAGGAAGAAAAUCAAAUUGGUUCAAAAAGAAUAAUUGAGGAAACAAUGUAUGAAUAUAAAAGUAGAAGAAAAGGAAAAGAAGUAGAGUAUAUAUCUCGUGAGGAUGCUUUUGAAAAACAAUAUGCAAAAGACUUUGAGUUUUUUUUUGGGGUCCCAUAUCGUCCUUAUACACGUUUAUCACGUUAUAGAUUUGGUAAAAAUAUGAAAUACCCAAGAGAUUUAAAGCAAGCAGAAGCAGUUUACAAGAAAUACCCACGUUAUUUCUUUAAUGAUCCAUGGCCAGAAAUAGAUGUUUCAAAACCAAUACCAUAUGUAAAGCAAAAACAACCUCCAAGGUUAGUGAACGAGAGAGGUAUUCCAAUAACUUGGCUAGAUAUUAUUGAAAAGAGUAAAAGGUAUAAUGUAAGAAGGGGUAAUAAAUCAGCACAUAAUUUGGAAUCUCAGAGUAGGAAAGAGCCACCUCAUACUCUUGGAGAUGCUGUUGCUGCUUGGAAUAUAUCUUCUUCAUUACUUGAUGGAGACCUACCAAGUAUUAUUGGUGAAGAUAAGAGAAGUAGGAAGCAAAAAAGAUUCUCAUUUGUUAGAGAUAAUAUUCGUGGUGUUGCAGAAGAAAUUGAAUCAUGGACAAAAUGUCCUGUAGUGCAGACAGAAAUUAAUAAGUAUCUUGAGAACUCUUGGAAAAACAUAGAUAAACAAUCUUCUAGUAAGCCUAGUGAGAGUCAAAAUGAGAAAAAAGUAAAUGGAACAAACUUAUCAAAAAGUACUCAUAGAACUGAAGGCUCACAAAAAACUUCUUCUGAGUCUAUCCAAAAUCCAAAUUCUAAGCCUACUAAUAAGGAUGAUAAUAUUCCUAAAAAUAAAGCUGAGCCUUCUGCUAAGGAUGGGCUUGCUGUUGAUAGUAAAGUCGAGGAAAAAGAGACCACUUCUUUGGCUGCUUCAAAGGGUCUUCCAGCUUCGCAGCCUUCGAGUUCUGAUGGAACUCCGAAAGAACCACAACCUCCUGCUAAAAAAGGACCUCCAGCGCCAAAAGGCCCAACAGCUCCUUCAGACCCUGACAGUCUUCCAAAAGAGUCUCCUGCAUCAAAGGGACCUCCUACAACAAAGGGUCCUCCUGCACCAAAGGGUCCUCCUGCACCAAAGGGUCCUCCUGCACCAAAGGGUCCUCCUACAUCAAAGGGUCCUCCUCCACCAAAAGGUCCUCCUACACCAAAAGGCCCUCCGCCACCAAAAGGACCUCCACCACCAAAAGGACCUCCUGCUCCUCCCUCAAAUUCUGAUAGCCCUCCAGAAGUUCCUCCUUCAGACUCCGAUGGGCCACCAAAGGGUCCUCCUACAUCAAAAGGUCCUCCACCACCAAAGGGACCUCCACCACCAAAGGGACCUCCACCACCAAAGGGACCUCCACCACCAAAAGAACCUUCACCACCAAAGGAGUCUCCACCCCCAAAAGAACUUCCACUUCCAAAAGAACCUCCACCACCAAAGGGACCUCCACCACCAAAGGGACCUCCACCACCAAAGGGACCUCCACCCCCAAAAGAACUUCCACCACCAAAAGAAUCUCCACCUCCAAAGGGACCUCCACCACCAAAGGGACCCCCACCACCGAAGGAACCUUCUGCUCCUCCCUCAAACUCUGAUGGGCUUCCCAAGGGCUCACCUCCUUCUAAAAAAGCACCACCACCACCAAAGAAGGCGCCUCCUCCUAAAAUAAGUUAA